CACUGUUUCCAACGUGAAGGCCGGAAGCACUUGGAGCGAGCGCCACGUGACAAUAUUCAAGACUAUUCAUAACAAAAUAUUCAUAACAAAUGAAAGAAAUUGGAUGCGGCCAGUUUAUGAACUAUAGUGAUGGAAUAUGGACUGUAAAUUCUAGUACAAGCCACUCAGUUUGGUGCAGGGUGGACAGGACGGACAACAUUACAGACAACAUGAUUUACUUUAACCGUUCUUUUAUCAACGGCAAUGGAACAUGGGUGGACGAGAAGUAUCAAGGAAACGUCUCAAGUACUGACAAUACCACCAUGCUUGUAGGACUUCAAGGAGCCGAUCCGACCACUGAAGAGAAACUUUAUUUCGCAACGAGUAACUACAGCUGUGGCGUAUUUCAAGUGACAUUAUUUAGUGUAUUCCAGGGCUUGUUCAUCACCUUUGCCGCCGUCGUGGACGCUAUAUUCACGAUGUCGCUCCCAACGUCGGCUACAUCUCUCAGCAACCAGAACAACAGGCGCAUCAUGUUACUCCUGAUGUGA
Molecule: messenger RNA, 530 nt
Organism: Rhipicephalus sanguineus (brown dog tick)
Lineage: Eukaryota; Metazoa; Arthropoda; Arachnida; Ixodida; Ixodidae
Exons: 5
Coding region: 90-530 (146 amino acids)
Source: RefSeq, a predicted model, not a curated record